This is a messenger RNA of Morus notabilis, 1087 nucleotides long. RefSeq lists its product as uncharacterized. NCBI's taxonomy places the organism in Eukaryota, Viridiplantae, Streptophyta, Magnoliopsida, Rosales, Moraceae. The transcript has a single exon. The record is from RefSeq and is a predicted model, not a curated record. The coding region runs from base 116 to 1012 and encodes 298 amino acids.
UUUUCCUCUGUUCUCAUUCUUUCUGCUUUCAUCAUCUUCUUCUGAGACAUUUUUUUUCUCUCUUUCACAACUUUCUUUCACAAAUUUGCUUCUGAAAUUGUUGCUGACUUCAGAUAUGGAGGUUCCCGUGAUCAACAGGAUAAGCAAUUUCGAUGGCGGAGUUUCGACGUCGUUUAUUUCUCAGAUUCCCUCGCUCUCCUUGAGAGAAAAGCUUUUACAACCUCACAGCUUCUGGAAAUGGAGCGCUUUUAUCAUCGCCAUGAUCGCCUCCUUCGGAACCAUUAUCAGCAGAAUUAGGAUUUUGGUCAUUCGAUUACAAUGUUAUUUUUCUAAAUCUCCGGCCUCGGAGCCUCUUCUCACGAAUACCGAUGACGAUUUGGAUUACAGCGACGACGAAGACGAAGACGAAGCCGUUUCGUGGUCGUCCUCUUCCUCCGUCUCCGAUUUCGAAGAGAACGACGAUAACGAGGUACGGGCCGAUGAAGAUUUCAGCGUCAAGGGUUCUGACCACAAUUUGGGGCUUCGCCGGCGCCGGAGCUCCGGCGACCACAGCCGGUUCUCGUGGUCGGACUUUAGCGUCGUGAAGCUCUGGGAAAACUUCGGGUUAGGGUUCGAACUCGAAGACGACGACGAAGAUCCGGUGGUCUCCCUCUACGACGACAAGAAGUGGAGGGUUUCCUCCUCCGCCACGUCAUCACCGGCAACGAUGCUGUCAGCGGGGACGAGCGAGACCGGGCGCGUGGCGGUUGGGGUCUGGGACGCGCGCGUGGGGUGUCGGAUCCCGGCGAUACUCGCCGAGUGGGGUCCACAGCUGGGGAGGAUCGUUGGAGUCGCGUCCGACGGCGCCGGGAAUGUCUACGUCAGGGAUGACGUCAGCGGUAGUAUGACUGUCGGAGAUCUGAGAAACGUCAGCUCGGCGUUGAAGAGUUUGACGGCGUACGGUAUCGACGAAUCGGGAUCUGACUCGGCCGUGAGUCGGUGCUGUGACGCCGUUAAGUCCUAUCUGUUGUAGAUUUGGCUGAAACUGAACUUGAAAAACAAAAACUUGUACCGAUAAUUUGUAAAUAUUCAUUUUUAUUAUCAAUAA